UGCACGCACUGUGAACUGCCACCAUUGCCCACUUCUCUUCCAACCUGGUUUUGCCCAUGGAAGUAAACCUUGCCUACCUAACACAGUCUCACCUCCCAGGCGACUAGGGAUCUCCUUAAAUCAAGACACUGAGACUCUACAGCAAGCUGUAUAAGUGAUGAGAUUCAAAGGUAACAACAGCACUUAGCUCUUACAUCAAGCUUUUCAGCCCUACGUUCCUGUAGUGAGGCUGAGUGGCCUCCCUCUGAGCCGGAGAGCGAGGCACUAUUACACGCCCCUUGGAGGGCAGGGCCUAGAUCACCCCGCCCCCCUUCCCGGAAGGACCAGGGUGGGGCCAGAAGUAUAAAAGGCCGGCCCUACAGUUCAGUUGGGGGAGAGCCUGCUCCGGAGGAGGACGCUCGGCCUGUUGUCCAGAGGCCCCGAGAGGAACAGGCGCGUGGCUGUUCCCGAUCCCCAGACGUGGUCAACAAUUGGCCCGGAGUACCUGCUGCGGUUUACCCUGAAGAGCCGGAAGAGGCCUGGAGGCCGCAGAUUGGCUUUCUGCAGUGCUGGUCCAUCUCCAUUUCCUGGUUGAAAGGAAGAGUUGGUGUCACUCCUCUGAUCACACCACCAGCAGGACAGAGCAGACAGUAUCCCUGUUGCUCGGCUGGGACACCCUGCACAAGUUUCCCCUGCUCCGUUGGGCCAUGGAGAGUAAAGCAGCUGUGGAGGCUGAGCCCCAUGGGGGCAUGGUGCUGCUCGAAAAGGAGAAGCCAAAAAUGGAGCCAAGAGACCAGUGGAAUAAUAAAAUGGAGUUUAUGCUCUCCAUGGCUGGGAAGAUCAUCGGCCUGGGCAAUGUCUGGAGAUUCCCUUAUCUCUGUUACAAAAAUGGAGGUGGUGCCUUCUUUAUCCCCUACCUCAUCUUUGUCUUCACCUGUGGGAUCCCAAUGUUCUUCCUGGAGACAGCACUAGGACAGUACACCAGCCAGGGAGUGGUCACUGCCUGGAGGAAGAUCUGCCCUCUCUUUGAAGGAAUUGGAUACGCCUCACAAGUCAUCGAAUCCUAUCGGAAUAUCUAC
Molecule: messenger RNA, 1058 nt
Organism: Chrysemys picta bellii (western painted turtle)
Lineage: Eukaryota; Metazoa; Chordata; Testudines; Emydidae
Source: RefSeq, a predicted model, not a curated record